Molecule: messenger RNA, 1564 nt
Organism: Paramormyrops kingsleyae
Lineage: Eukaryota; Metazoa; Chordata; Actinopteri; Osteoglossiformes; Mormyridae
Gene: rhoab
Product: ras homolog gene family, member Ab
Biological process (GO): small GTPase-mediated signal transduction
Molecular function (GO): GTP binding; GTPase activity
Source: RefSeq, a predicted model, not a curated record
CCUCGUGCCCGUCGGGUCUACCCCCUCCCGCCUUGAGCGCGCGCACUUUCAGUUAUUGUUUCAGCGGAGCUCAGCUAAAGGAGGCUAAUCGUAAACACUGGAAGAACGACGGCUGCUUAACUGCGUUAAGUGUUCGUAUUAAUUGCGGGAAUGGCAGCAAUCAGAAAAAAACUGGUAAUUGUUGGGGAUGGUGCAUGUGGGAAGACCUGUUUGCUCAUCGUCUUCAGUAAAGACCAGUUCCCUGAAGUGUAUGUGCCCACGGUCUUCGAGAACUAUGUGGCCGACAUCGAGGUGGAUGGCAAACAGGUGGAACUGGCACUAUGGGAUACAGCAGGACAAGAGGACUAUGACCGGCUUCGUCCCCUCUCAUACCCUGACACUGAUGUAAUCCUUAUGUGCUUCUCUAUUGACAGUCCUGACAGCUUAGAAAACAUCCCAGAGAAGUGGACUCCUGAAGUAAAGCAUUUCUGUCCCAAUGUUCCAAUCAUUCUUGUGGGCAACAAGAAGGACCUGCGUAAUGAUGAACAUACUCGCCGUGAGCUGAAUAAGAUGAAGCAGGAGCCUGUAAAACCUGAAGAAGGCAGAGACAUGGCAAACCGGAUCAGUGCUUUUGGUUACAUGGAAUGUUCUGCGAAGACCACGGAAGGUGUGCGAGAAGUGUUUGAAAUGGCCACCAGAGCAGCACUGCAGGCACGGAGAGGAAAGAAGAGCAGCAAAUGCCUUCUUUUGUAGGCAACUGUGGAAGAACUGCUACAAGGGGUGGGGGGGGGUAGCUGAUGUCAUUGGGUCAUAAAUGGUGUUGGAGGGGGGGGGGUCACAGCUGGAGGCACAAGUCAGCCUCACACCCCAUCCUUCUCCCAUCCCUGUCUGCCCACUACCUGCUGGGGCUCGCCUUCCCCAAGCAGAUUGCAGAACAACUUUAAAAAAAAAAAACAUUAUGCUUAUGUCUUUCAGUAUUUAAGAGGUUACCUGGAUGAAGUUGAGACUUUUUUUUGUACUUUACCUGUGAAUGCAUCUGCCAUACCCCCCACUGGCCUGUCUGCCAAACAUUUUCGUUCCUAAUGGUCCUUGGGAAUCUCCAAUCGGCAUUGUGCUCCCGCGAUGUGCAGCAAGAGUUUUUUUUUAUUAUCUUGGAGUCUAUAUAAGACUUUUUAAGGAAAACUGUUUGAUAGAUUAAAUAAAGCAAUGGGGCUUAACUGACAGGGAAAUAUGCUAAAUGAUAUUGUUUACGUCUACAGAUAUAUUCAUUUAAACACACAGACUGGUCCUAGCAUAUACUCAUGUGUACACAUGGACACGACUGGAAACUUUAUACAAAGCAGAGGUGUAAUAAAUUGCUUUUGAAUUCUCUGAAAUUGUAUGCUAGUUUGGUUAGCAGCCCAGUUCAGCGGGCUUAGUUCUAGGGUUGGUGGUUUAUGAGUUGUUGGUACAUGUCCCAGGAUGGGCUGGUGCCGCUGUACCCGAUUAUGAUCUGCAGACAUAAACAAAAGUAAGUUUUGAUUGAAACCUUGAUAAAUUUCUACAAAGGUAAUUAAAACAACUGAAUAAAAGGAAAAUCCACCAA